GCCGAUUGUACGACCCAGUACGGAACCCGAACCCAAUUAGGUCGAUGCAAAGAUGGCCACUCCACCGGACAGUCCCAUCGAGGAGGUGGUCUACGAGCUAGAGCCGACCCGGGCACCGAAACCGAUUCCGGUGGCCCUCGAGGACCUCUGCCGGUUGACGAAAUUCACCCGCCAGGAGAUACGGGUCAUGUACCGGGGAUUCAAAACGGAGUGUCCCGACGGGGUCGUGCACGAGGACAGCUUCAAGGACAUCUACGCCAAAUUCUUCCCACACGGUAGGAAGUCGAAUUCCAGCCUUUACGCGCACUAUGUGUUCAAAGCGUUCGAUGUCAACUGCAACGGAUCCAUUACCUUCCGGGAUCUGCUCGUCACACUUUCGACUCUCCUGCGAGGUUCCGUUUACGAGCGGCUAAGGUGGACCUUCCGGUUGUACGACAUCAACGGGGACGGGUGCAUUAGCCGGGGGGAGCUGGGCGAAAUCAUCACCGCGGUCCACGAGCUGAUGGGUCGGCGGCCACACCAACCGGACGAUGAUCGGAAAGCCCGCGAACAGGUUGACCGAGUGUUCGCCAAGCUUGACCUAAACCAGGACGGUAUCAUCACGAUCGAGGAGUUCCUGGAGGCGUGCCUAAAGGACGACGUUAUCACCAAAUCGCUGCAAAUGUUCGACUGCCUUUGA
Messenger RNA from Anopheles cruzii, 679 nucleotides. Its product is annotated as Kv channel-interacting protein 1. The record is from RefSeq and is a predicted model, not a curated record. The transcript is spliced from 5 exons. Lineage: Eukaryota; Metazoa; Arthropoda; Insecta; Diptera; Culicidae. Gene Ontology annotation, molecular function: calcium ion binding. The coding region runs from base 53 to 679 and encodes 208 amino acids.